This is a messenger RNA of Centrocercus urophasianus (Greater sage-grouse), 2201 nucleotides long. RefSeq names its product SEH1 like nucleoporin (gene SEH1L). Gene Ontology annotation, cellular component: nuclear pore outer ring; Seh1-associated complex. The transcript is spliced from 9 exons. Lineage: Eukaryota; Metazoa; Chordata; Aves; Galliformes; Phasianidae. Gene Ontology annotation, biological process: cellular response to amino acid starvation; positive regulation of TORC1 signaling. Gene Ontology annotation, molecular function: structural molecule activity; protein binding. The record is from RefSeq and is a predicted model, not a curated record. Bases 23 to 1105 code for a protein of 360 amino acids.
GUGGCGGCCGGGCGGCGCCGCGAUGUUCGUGGCGCGCAGCAUCGCGGCGGAUCACCGCGACCUCAUCCACGAUGUCUCCUUCGAUUUCCACGGGCGGCGCAUGGCCACCUGCUCCAGCGACCAGAGCGUCAAGGUCUGGGACAAAAGUGAAAAUGGGGAUUGGCAUUGCACUGCAAGCUGGAAGACGCACAGCGGCUCUGUGUGGCGUGUGACGUGGGCCCAUCCUGAGUUCGGGCAGGUCCUGGCCUCCUGCUCUUUUGAUAGAACAGCAGCUGUGUGGGAAGAAAUAGUGGGAGAAUCCAAUGAUAAACUCCGAGGCCAGAGUCACUGGGUAAAGAGGACCACUCUGGUAGACAGUAGGACAUCUGUUACAGAUGUGAAGUUUGCUCCCAAGCAUAUGGGUCUUAUGUUAGCAACUUGCUCAGCAGAUGGCGUUGUAAGGAUUUAUGAAGCCCCAGAUGUGAUGAAUCUCAGUCAGUGGUCACUGCAGCAUGAAAUCUCAUGUAAGCUAAGCUGCAGUUGCAUUUCGUGGAAUCCUUCUAGCUCCAGAGCACAUUCUCCGAUGAUAGCUGUAGGAAGUGAUGACAACAGUCCAAAUAUAUUGGCUAAAGUUCAAAUUUAUGAAUACAAUGAAAAUACCAGGAAAUAUGCAAAAGCAGAAGCUCUGAUGACAGUCACAGAUCCUGUGCACGAUAUUGCAUUUGCUCCAAAUCUGGGAAGAUCCUUUCACAUCUUAGCUGUGGCAACCAAAGAUGUACGAAUUUUCACACUAAAACCUCUAAGGAAAGAAUUGACUUCAUCUGGAGGAUUAACAAAAUUUGAAAUUCAUAUCGUGGCUCAGUUUGACAAUCACAAUUCCCAGGUGUGGCGAGUCAGCUGGAACAUCACGGGCACAGUGCUGGCCUCCUCCGGCGAUGACGGCUGUGUUAGGCUUUGGAAGGCUAAUUACAUGGACAACUGGAAGUGCACUGGUAUACUGAAAGGUAACGGGAGUCCAGUCAAUGGUAGUUCCCAGCAGGGAAUUUUUAACGCCUCUCUAGGUUCAGCCAAUACAAGCCUACAGAAUUCACUAAAUGGAUCAUCUGCCAGCAGAAAGCAGAGCUGAUACCAAGCUAACUGGAGUAACUUUGAUGUUUUGCUGCUUGUUGCAUGCACACAGGAAUGGAAAAUGAACUCCUUUUUCCCCUCCCCAACGCCGUUUGACCUCUCCCAAGACACCAGCAGCCUGCUAACUACUAAACGCUAUUCCAAAAACCUUUUUAAACUACGUUGUGUACUUUUUUUGUACUAGGCCGCACAGUUUGAUACUGUUGAAACUCCUGAUAGAAAAAAUACUAGGAGAGGCUUUUUGUUUAAAAAAAAAAAAAAAUCAAAAGAAAAAAAACUUCCAUCAGAACAGUUUCUUAAAAUAACUUGUCGAGUGAGCCAGUUCUUGAGCAAAACUGAAAAUCUUGUCCUUGGUUGGGAUGGGAGGAGGGAAGUGACCAUUAAAGUAGCUUUCAUUAAAAUUGUUUUGAUAACUGCUGUGUUUUACAUUUCAUGGUGUUUAACACUUGACUGAGAUUCCUUAACAUCACAAGUUUGUAACUGCUUUGUAAUAUAUGCAACUGUUAGUUUUAAAGGAAAAAUUGUGCUUUGACAAUUGUACAGAUGGUAGCUUUUGAUAGUUUGGUAUUUCUUCAUUUAUAACUUAGUAUGACUUAAAAUAUGUUUUUUGUAAGUGCUGUCAAGCUUGCUUCAUCCUGACUGGGACGCAUAUGUUUUCUGAUGUGUUUGUAUGUUCCUAUGGCAAUGAUUCCAUGCGUAACUAAAAUUCUGAGCGUACUGUCCUAAAUAAUGCAAACGUUUGAGCCAUAUGAAAGUUGAAACCAAAAUGCAGCAUGUUGUGGAUUGUCCGUAAUUUCACAAGUGUACAGCUGUUCUUUUAGGCAAGUCCACAGAACUGUAAACAAUAUAGAUAACACCUGUAGGUAUCUAAUGUAGUUAUACUAAAACACACAAAUAUUACGGGUAAGUUCUAAUAAAAAUGGCAGAAAAAUGACAUGGAGUGCUGUAAUUCUGAGUUCUGGAUUCACCAGGAAGCUGAAAUUGAUCCUGAGUAUUUUGCGGAAAUACGUAAAUAGACACAAAGAUUGUACUUCGCUGAAAGCAGUUAUCCUCUGUAAAUGUAUACUAUUAAAUUUAAACUACUGUAAAAGCUA